UUGGCCUUGAUCCCAGUGCAGAUCAUAGAUGAUAGCUCGCCUGAGGCCGAAGAUAGAGUACCGCUACCGGAUGCACCUCGCAAGGAACCAAGCGAUAUACAUGUCCUGGAAAAGAUAGCGCCUGACUCAAUUCCUAUUCCCAGCGAAGCUAACCCAGAGGCAAUGCCAGCGGUCGUUGUGCGUGAGCCCCCAGCCGAGGAGAAUCCAAAUGCCUUCAACACUGAGGACGCUGUAGCUGAAGCUGUAGAGGCAGAAGCUGCUGAGCCCGCUCUUAAUAUGGUUGGUCAGGAACUUCUUCCCCCUGCCCCCCAAGUCACUGAAGCCGGAGAAUUGGGAGACCUUCCUGAACCAAUGCCAGAGGCAGCACCUGUCGCUGAACCUCCUGAGGCCCCUGUCGCUGAGCAACCAACUCCCUCCACUCUGGAAAGGUUAGCUCGCGUACUCGAAGUGACCCCUCCUGGGGUCGUAGAUGAAGCUAGAGAAGGCCUUCGUCGCUUCCUGGGCCCUGAUAUCUUGAUUCCUGGUGCGCCCGUGAGAGUCUUAGAAUAUUUGAGGGUACUUCUCCGCGAGGGAGCCAUCACUGAAGAUCAGUUCCAAGAGGUCGAUCAACUGCUGCAAAAUCUCCCUCAAGGGCUCAAUGAGCGGGCAGUCGCGAACGCGCAGGCCAGGCAGAUCGAGACGCACUAUCAGAACCUCACUCAGCACACAGAGACCGCGCGCGAUUUCUUGGGCAGCAUAUUAGAUUAA
Molecule: messenger RNA, 747 nt
Organism: Rosa rugosa (rugosa rose)
Lineage: Eukaryota; Viridiplantae; Streptophyta; Magnoliopsida; Rosales; Rosaceae
Exons: 3
Coding region: 163-747 (194 amino acids)
Source: RefSeq, a predicted model, not a curated record